Didymosphaeria variabile is the source of this 2838-nucleotide messenger RNA. RefSeq names its product Nucleoporin nup84 (gene NUP84). NCBI's taxonomy places the organism in Eukaryota, Fungi, Ascomycota, Dothideomycetes, Pleosporales, Didymosphaeriaceae. Gene Ontology annotation, molecular function: structural constituent of nuclear pore. Gene Ontology annotation, cellular component: nuclear pore outer ring; nuclear pore. The transcript has 4 exons. The record is from RefSeq and is a predicted model, not a curated record. Bases 1 to 2838 code for a protein of 945 amino acids. Gene Ontology annotation, biological process: mRNA export from nucleus; regulation of DNA-templated transcription; protein import into nucleus.
AUGGACCUCGCUCUCCAGCCCGCUUCCCAGUCGAUGCAGAUGCACGAGGAUCCUCUGCAGCCGCUGCGCGCAAUGGCUGAUAGAGUCGGCAAGGAGGUUGAGGAGUUCGCCGAACGGCUGGACCACUGGUACACCCAGAGCAGCGACAAUGAGAAGACCAAGCACAAAGCCACCCUCAAGGCCGUCGGCAAGUUCAGAGACAUUGCAGAGAGCAAUGUCCGAGAGUUGAAGAAGCAGAAGUCGGCUGUAGGAGAGGGCGAACUGGACCAGUCCACGAAGAAUCGCAUAGCUAGCCUGCUGGACGACGUGAAUACCGGUAAUAGAAGCGUGUCCCUGUCGGCAGAGUCCCGGAGGGAUUCUCUGACGCACCCCACAUCGAGCGCGCAAGCAGAACUACGGGAUUGGCAGGCAGAGCUUGCGACAUGGGAGCUCGUCCGCGUCGUCUUCGACCAUUAUCACCCCGAGCCUGGAACCGACCGCGAGGCAACGAAGGAGGCGCACUUGGCCACAAUUGGAGGCACAGAUCGUCGGAGUCCCAAAAAUGAGGUCUGGGAGCGUUUUAUCCUCGCUGAUGAUCGGGCGAGAGAAAAGAAGAUUAUAUUGAAAUGGCUGCAACAAACGGCAAAGCGCAGCGAACGGAAUGUGGAUUCGAUCAUGAAUCAAUUGGCUAAGAACGCUGGAAAAGAUGUCGACACGUGGACGAGCGGAUGGCUGGAGACAAAAGCCACUAUCAAACAAGUCAAACUCAAGUACGGUGUUGAAGGACCCCUGGACCCUACGUUGCCGGUAUCAAGCCGCAGCGAACCAAAAAUGUUGGUCAGCCGCCUUGACCCAGACGCGCAAACGCGGGAGCAGCUGGCGUUAGAAAAGCCAGACGUGUAUUACGAGCAUGCUCUCUGGAUGGCUUGUUAUGAGAUGCUUCGCCGCGGUGAUCCGCUAAGUGAGAUCAACGACUGGUUCAAAGCCAGAAACCAGGGCUAUCGCGCAAUAUGUAUCGGGGCUUCUGGAGAACCACGACCUGAGGGUGCCCCGAACAUGGGCCCGCCAGACUUAGGCUACCUGUUUCGUCGCACCACUUACCUUGCCGCGCAGAGCACCAGCUAUCCUUACGAGGCUGCUGCGUACGGCAUGGUGUCCGAGAAUUUCCAGAAGAUUCAAGCCAUCUCUCACUCAUGGGACGAUCAUUUAUACGCAUACUACAAUGCUCUUCUGCUAUCCAGAUUCGACAACUUCCUGUUAACGGAACCCAAAGGCCAGCCUCGCGCGCAGAAGCACCCACAACUCAAUUUUCCUGGUGUAAUGGAACACAUCAAUAACGAUUGGGAAAAGGCCACACAGAAGGUGGUCGAGUUGCUGAAGCAGGACGGGCGCACGUCACAGGAAGCGAAAACCCCAAUCAAGUUGAUACAAAGCGCGCUUCUGACCGGUACCCUCGAUGAGCUCGUGAACAAGGUCGGUAUAGCCAUUGCCGAUGCUGUUCAAACCAAGUCUUCGCUUUCUACUUUCAUCGUGGAUCCAGACUAUUCGGACGACGCCGUACGCGAAGCUGGUCCAGAUGGGAUCUUCUCCUGCAGAGGAAAACGUUCGGUGGUGGUUCCGGAAUACUACCAACGAUUUUUGUAUGAGCCCCACGCCCUAAGGAUUCUGGUCCACAUCUUUAUUAUACUUGGGAACCCGCGCGACCCUCUCUCUAAGCAGCAGCAGUCUACGCUGUUCGCCAGAGGCAACGUCAUCGCGGCCUACGUCGAAUUCCUACGGCUUGCCCAACGAAUGUCGCCCAUUCCGUUAUAUGCUGCGCACAUAGAACGAUGGCGCGCCUCUAUGACUCUUGCGCGCAUACUCCCGGAAAUUGUCGACCCCGACGAUCAGAGGCGUUAUGUCGGUCUGAUGAAGGGAUACGGUGUAGAUGUCGAAACAACAAUAUCAAGGAACUUCCAUCACGUUCUGAACCAGACUGGUCUGGUUGUGGGACUGAAGCAAGAGGUUGCAAAACCCAUCUCGAAAUUCGAGCUAUUAGACAAACCUCGGAAAGGUCUCGCUGCGUCCACAUGGCCAAACGGGCAGCAUCUCAAAGAUCAAAUUGUUGCAACCGGCAUACAGAGGGAAGACGAUGCUGUAAUUGAUUGCCUACUAUGGUAUGCCCAUCUUGCGAAUAAGGAUGAGGAAAAGAUUUCCUCGCAAGUUGGACAGGCACUCGCCGUGUUUCUACGCGCUGGUCAUGUGGCCGCUGCCGACAAGCUCGUGACUCAGAUCAGCGAUGGCAACAUCAGCGUGGAUUUGGAUAAUCAUCUUCCCCAUUUCGUUCGCCUCAUUAUGCUCUUCGAUCAGUGGCGCACCGAGGAGAAGAAGUUUAUCCAGUACUACCCUUAUAAGAGCGGCACAAACGAUGCGAAACAAACUGACAUAUUCCGUAACAGAGGGGAAGACUUGCGCAUCAACACCAAAGCCGGUGGACCCAUACUCAGAGAUAUUCUCGAAGGCAUUACCUCCACUAUUUCCGUCAUCCUCGAGCCAAUAGAUGACCCCAGCCACACGGAACUCUGGGACAUAUACAAGAUAUACAUCCCUGAGAUAAUCUUAGCAUACCUUGCGGUCCUUCAAGUGGCCUUCCUUUUCUCCAAGAGAGAGCAUGCAAUUGAAGCGAUGGACCUCACAGUCGCAGUGGCGCGGAAGGAAUGGUUGAGCAAGACAUUCCAAGAAACAAAGCGCAUGCGAGAGCUAGUAGACCGUCUUGCGGAUGUGUCACGGUCAAUGGUCGAGGUUGGGGAGAAAUCGAAGGUCAAGGUGACCAAAGAGGGCAAGACCGCCCACAUCUGGAACCUCAACAGGCAGGGUUAG